This is a messenger RNA of Patiria miniata (bat star), 1914 nucleotides long. RefSeq names its product transmembrane protein 116-like. The transcript is spliced from 10 exons. Lineage: Eukaryota; Metazoa; Echinodermata; Asteroidea; Valvatida; Asterinidae. Gene Ontology annotation, molecular function: G protein-coupled receptor activity. The record is from RefSeq and is a predicted model, not a curated record. Gene Ontology annotation, biological process: adenylate cyclase-activating G protein-coupled receptor signaling pathway. Gene Ontology annotation, cellular component: plasma membrane. Bases 220 to 1377 code for a protein of 385 amino acids.
GUGUGACCUCCGGACAUGCAAAACGCAUGCAGCAAACGCCUACACCCGUUUUCCUUUCCAAUGUAUUCAUCGAUCUCCAAUUUGGUAACAAAUAUAUUCAUCAAUCUCCGAUGAAAUUUCGACCCUCUGGUAUCAACACCUUGAUACCGUGAGCUUAUGGCGUGACUGUUUUUUUCCUGAUUAUCGUCUUGAGGACAACCAACGCGAGACGACAAAAAUAUGGGGAACUUUACCUCCACCAACCCCCAUUACUCGGUGCUUAACUUGGAUCAGCAACAAGACGUUCGCAUCGCGGAGUUAACUGCUUCAAGUCUGAGCGUCCUCGGUUCUGGGUCCAUUAUCAUAGCUGUCAUUUUGAAGAGGAAAGUCUUGAAUCCAGAGGUGUACCCAUUGUUCCACCUCUCUCUUGCUGAUCUGCUAGCCUCCAUCUUUGUCAUUGUAAGUCUCAUUAUUUUCGGCCAGACAUCAGAGGACGGCGAUCGAUCUUCUGCAUGUGCCUGGACAUCGAGCCUAGCUUGGGGCUUAUACCUUACCACUUUCCUGCUUACGCUUAUCUACGCGUUUGAAGCUUACCGAAGAACAGUGGACCAACUUGCACAACUUGUAUCGCCGUACUAUAGUAAAGAACCGACAUACAGUUGUACACCAUGGUACCUUCCCGUAGCGUACACCAUAGCCUGGGUUAUGCCUUUACUAUCGCUUGCAGUGUGGCACGCUACACAACACACAGAAGCGCAGGUUUUCAAAGUCUGCAAGAGAUAUAACUAUGAAUGUCUCGUGAUAUUCCAUCGGAAAAAUGAUCCUUGCCUGGACAGGAGUGAUGUCGGGGUCGGAGGACGCCUUGCCAUGAAGUCGUUCUUCAUCACAUCAUUUUUCCUUUGCAGCAUCGGAAUCGUAGUGUUUUACUACCUGACGCAUAAAGCAGUUACCCUGAGCCAGCAUUCCUCGGGCGUGGUCAGCCACAAACAGUACGAGGCAGCCAAGAGAAUCAGGAACCGUGGAAUACUGUACUGCGCAGUCUUCAUCAUCUGCUGGUUGCCAGCCUCCAUCGUAGGUAUCAUCACCUACACCGAGGUGGCCAUCACAGAGAACCUGAUCGUGCUCUUCAUGAUGCAAGGCUGCAUAGCCAACCUACAGGGUUUCCUCAAUUGCCUCAUCUAUGGCUGGAUACGAGGUGGCUUCAAGAGCGCCCUCAACCUGUACAACGUGCGAGGCGACCGGGAGUCCUUCAGCCACCGUGACAAGAAAAAACGGCGGUCGCUGAUGAACUACAAAACGUUCACGGUGUACACGGACGAUGAGUAUGACACGCUGAGCGAUCCGGAGAUCAACAAGUCUAGGCGGCCCUCACCCGCUGAAGAGGUGCACGUCAUGUAGGACUAGGAGCAAGUUCGAUCGAGAACAACUGGUUAAUCAGUGGUAGACGCGUGACGUACUUUGCGCAUGCUGACCAAUGAUUAUCAAUGUGAUAACGUUUCUAGUACAAGCGAUGGUAAACGCUCUAUAACUAAACCCUUCAGGCUCCCUGAUGUAUAUAAUGAUCUACGCGGCUGUUGGUUACCAGCGAUUUGAACAACUUCGGUUGUCCGGUUGUUCGGUCUCCAAAAUGUUGAACAUUAUCUUAACAAGUCUAGCCAUCGUUGACUAGCGUGGGUUCGAUAAAAAUUAUUAAAAAUAAUGGCUAUCCACGGUUCUUGUUCAAAUUUGCUGUAGGUUGAGCAUGAACAGCAUUUUAAUGGAGCAGUUGCCUUUGGCUAGUCUGAGUAUCACCCGUUAUCCACGGAGCCAAGUCUUGUAUAACAUCUGUUCUAAACAUGCAGAUAUAAUAUAUCUGCAAGCCGCGCGCCUGUCAAUCGGAGUCGACUUUACUAAAUCAUGACCCCAUUUCAUUUUCAAAUCAGGACUAAUGGUUUG